AGAAUGGGCAGAAGGUGGAAUGUAGGUCACUAUGGCAACCAGAUCACCUAGUCACACAAACUGGUGAGCCCUUGGGGCUGAGGUUCUGCAGCAGAGAGAAAGGUGGGGCUGGCAUGGGACAAUGUUUGAGGUACCAGAUGCAUUGGGAGGACCUGGAAGAAUAUCAGGCCCUGACCUUUCUGACCAGAAAUGAAAUCCUGUGCAUCCAUGACACCUUCCUGAAGCUCUGCCCCCCUGGAAAGUAUUACAAGGAGGCGACACUGACAAUGGACCAGGUCAGCUCCCUGCCGGCCCUGAGGGUCAACCCUUUCAGAGACCGAAUCUGCAGGGUGUUCUCCCACAAUGACGUGUUCUCCUUUGAGGAUGUGCUGGGCAUGGCAUCUGUGUUCAGUGAGCAGGCCUGCCCCAGCCUGAAGAUCGAGUAUGCCUUUCGCAUCUAUGAUUUUAAUGAGAACGGCUUCAUCGAUGAGGAGGACCUGCAGAGGAUCAUCCUUCGAUUGCUCAACAGCGAUGAUGUGUCUGAGGACCUGCUGACUGACCUCACGAGCCACGUCCUGAAUGAGUCGGAUCUGGACAAUGACAACAUGCUGUCUUUCUCAGAGUUUGAACACGCAAUGGCCAAGGCUCCAGACUUCAUGAACUCUUUUCGGAUUCACCUCUGGGGAUGCUGAUAUGGCCACACAUACCUGACCUGGAAACUUUGAGGGGACCACUGGCACUUGGAAUCCAAUCUUCUCCUGGCGUUAGGGGACUCUGAUUAGAAG
Hipposideros armiger (great roundleaf bat) is the source of this 764-nucleotide messenger RNA. It is a transcript of the gene CIB4, whose product is annotated as calcium and integrin binding family member 4. The record is from RefSeq and is a predicted model, not a curated record. The transcript is spliced from 7 exons. Lineage: Eukaryota; Metazoa; Chordata; Mammalia; Chiroptera; Hipposideridae. Gene Ontology annotation, molecular function: magnesium ion binding; calcium ion binding. Bases 114 to 671 code for a protein of 185 amino acids.